AUGACUCUCUCACGCUCUACGGCAACCCGACGUCUUCCACGUUAUCUCACUUUAUCCUCAAUCCGCGUUGCACGCAUCUCCUCCGCUACUUACCAGAAACAGAAGAUGUCCACCUCUACCGACGCAGUCGUUGAGCGGCUCUUCUCACGCGACCUACCUCCUUUGGAACCGGGCACGAAGGUCUGGGCGCCAGAUCUGACCAAGGCCAUCAAGGACCUCGACGAGCAUCGGUUCACAAAGGCUGGACCCGACCGCCGAUCUCUUACACGCAACUCUGCACCGGAGGGAAGCGCACUGUCGCGACACCCACACCCUCUCUGCGCCUCACGCAAGGAGGCUGAGGCGUUCGUGGACGCAUGUGAGGCCAAUCCUCAGAGUGAGAAACUUAGGGAGAAGCAGUGGGAGGCCCUCAAGGCGCUCGUCGAGUGGACAAGAGCAAACUGCAAGUGA
This is a messenger RNA of Trichosporon asahii var. asahii CBS 2479, 450 nucleotides long. RefSeq lists its product as uncharacterized. The coding region runs from base 1 to 450 and encodes 149 amino acids. The transcript has 3 exons. The record is from RefSeq and is a predicted model, not a curated record. Lineage: Eukaryota; Fungi; Basidiomycota; Tremellomycetes; Trichosporonales; Trichosporonaceae.